AUGGAAGAGAGGUGGCUUCAAUCUUUCUUGUCGUCUUGCGAGCUGCUCCACUAUGAGGAAAGAGCAUGCCAGUGGUGCAAAGAAGUGGGUGCAGUGCAGCUGUGUGAAGUGAUGGAGAAUUGGCAAGAUCUGGCCGAGCACUUACGGCUCAAACCAGCAGAGAGGAGGAGGUUGGCAGAGGUUUCAGGUGACCAAGAAGAUUCUGCGAGUAGCUGGUUGCUUCCAUGGUUGGAGUCAUUGCAGUUAGCACACUACGCGCCAGAAGCGAAAGCUUGGUGUGCGACCAUGGGCGCCGUUGACUGCUCCGACCUGAAAGAUGCCUGGGAAGUCUUCGCAGCCGAUCUUCGGAUGGAUGCUUUGGAAAUCCAUCGUCUUUCCCGCGCGUGUGCCGGCUGUGUGCCAGGUGAGGGUUGUUAG
Molecule: messenger RNA, 417 nt
Organism: Durusdinium trenchii
Lineage: Eukaryota; Dinophyceae; Suessiales; Symbiodiniaceae
Source: the annotation of a GenBank genome assembly